Ruditapes philippinarum (Manila clam) is the source of this 5858-nucleotide messenger RNA. RefSeq lists its product as uncharacterized. The coding region runs from base 153 to 3908 and encodes 1251 amino acids. The transcript has 6 exons. The record is from RefSeq and is a predicted model, not a curated record. NCBI's taxonomy places the organism in Eukaryota, Metazoa, Mollusca, Bivalvia, Venerida, Veneridae.
CGUGACCUUACAUCAAGGAAGUCGAGGCCUCGGAAGUCUGCAAGUUUUUCGUAAAUUUCUAUAUUUUGCAGUGUUUUGCCAGAUAAAUUAAAAAAGAUUAAGAUUGACAUUCAACAAUGUGAAAAUGUUACCUUAAUAAGACGAAGUAAACAAUGGCUUCAUAUAGCUCAAAACUAUCAGAGAAGAAAUACAAUAACUGGGUUAAAGCACAGUUAGCAGUGCUGUUUACUAAAGACGGACUUGAACCUUUUGUAUGUCAUGAAGUUCAAGAAUUCCGUUUGAAAUGUUUAGAUCAUAUUUGCUACAACAAUGGAUUGAUGAGUGGAACUUUGUGUUCAAAUUGCUGUACAGAAAAUGUUAUCAAAUGUCCAACAAAUAGAAUAUGUAAUGUUGGACGUGGAAGAUGCAGUUAUCAUCGAAAUGCUGCAACAAGGUAUAAUCCUGCUGGCUGCCCUAACAAGAUAUGCCAUAAUUUCACAACAGAGAUACAGAAUGCACAUAGGUACUAUGGUCCAUCCUACAAGAACACAGAUGCUACCCAAUGGUGCAGUAAUACUUGGGAGAUAGCGAAAUGUUUCAUGCCCCCAGAUGGAUAUAAAGAUGUAGUUUGUGCACAAGAAACAGACUUCAAUGGCAUCAUCAGCGUUAUCAUUAAUUACAAAGACCUUCAGUUGAAAGUACAUGAAAACCUAGGCAACAAGAACAACAUUUUUGAGCAGGCAAGAGAAAUUGGUAGAAAUUUGAGGCAUUCACCAACGUUAGAGGUAGAAGAUACAGAUCUUCAUCAAUACUUCAUAGUAUUUCAACAACUUCUUUCUGAUGCUGGAUAUUUAGCUACAGACGUGCACGCACAAAAUGCCAAACAGAAGCUGAUAGAUUUAGAAAAUGACACCAUGGUCAUUGGAAAAGAUGACAUAAGGAAAGUACUAGAUGAUGUUGCAAAAGCAGCUCGUGACACUAUAAGAGUAGAAAAAGAUGACCUAAAAAGGACGUCUGAGACUGUAAAAGAAGAUAUGAUUAAGAGAAGAAAAAAUAGCGUCAAACACAUAGAAAAGGCAAGAGACAAUUCAGUUCUAAUAAUGCAUCAAAAGAAAGAGGACAUUGAGGAAAAGGUAAAAACACAAAGCAAGAGAAUAACAGAAGAAUGUGAAAGAGCAGUUGAAAUUAUCAAAGAAGAGGGAGAUAAAGGGAGAAAUGAUUUAGCCAAUUUAGUAGAGACUGUAGAAAAAACACUCUACACAAGGAUUACGGACGACAAGAAGAAACAGUACAAUGAUAAUAAACAGAAACUGAAGGAUGAACUUAUAACAUGGUACAACACCAAUCAGAGUACAGUUUAUCUUUCACCACUCACAGAUGCUUUCCCUACCCCUCUUGCUGGGUUCUACAUUAUGCCAGAAAUUGACAUACAGACAUAUCUGCCAGGUGGUAGGAAAGAAACAACUAGAGUCAAGUCAUUACAGGACCUGUUUACAUCUGGCAGGAAAGUUCCACGGGAAAUAUAUUUAUCAGCUGUCGCUGGAUUUGGGAAAACAGCAUUUUCAAAAUAUCUCGCUAUAACAUGGUGUCAAGCUCAUAAAAAGGAUGAAAAUUAUAAAAAUUUUAAAGAAGAAGAGUUGCAAGCGUUAUCUGGCUUUGAGUUUUUAUUUCUAGUGAUAUUGAGAGAUUCAGCUAAAGUCUGUGAUGUUGACGACAUGAUUGAACAACAAGUCAUACAAAAUCUUCCGUGCUCAUCUUCAAUGGCGGAUGGUCUGUUAAAGGACAUUUUACAUAAUGAAAAAUGUCUCGUUAUAUUAGAUGGACUAGAUGAAUGGUUACAUCCUGUCAAUGAUUGUACAAGAGUUCCUAAAAGUAUUCCGCAUCGAUAUGCACGUGAAAAGUGUGUAAUCUUGACAACGACCCGGCCAUGGAAGCUUGGAGUCUCAAACUUAAAGACAAGUCAAAUGGACAAAACAGUAGAGCUAGUUAAACUAAACAAAGCUAAUGCUGGGCAGUUUAAGCUUAAUGCACUGAAAAUGUUGAAUGUAAACCUUCUAGAUGGUGAACUGAAAAAUGAAGUGGGUAGAUUUGAAGAAGAAAUCAGUGACCAUGACCUUGAAGAUAUGGAAUCCACCCCUCUCCUGUUACUCUAUCUUAUAUGCUUAUGGGUUGAAAAAAUUCCAAUAGGAAAUUCUGCAGUAGAACUAUAUACAGGCAUUAUUCAGCUCUUUCUAUCCAGAACAGAACAGUUACAUGGAAAGUUUCAUUCAUCAUAUGUAACAUCCCCUAGUAAUGUUCCUGAAUGUUUCAGAAAACAUCAACAUUUCUGUCGUUACUACACAUUUCUAAAGACCAUUGGAAAACUAGCUGUUUAUACAUUGUUCAGUAAGAAAAAAGAGCACACAUUAGUUUUUGAUAAAAAUGUUGUUGAAAUAUAUCUUAACGAAGAAGAUUUGAAAUCAAGCUGUCUAUCAGGAAUAUUAUCAGAAAGUAAAGUGAAAGCAUUAAUAAAUGAAAGUUCUAAAAUCUCAUUUUCACAUAAAACAGUGCAGGAAUACUUUUCAGCAAUGUUUAUAAGUUUUCAGAAUACGAAUGAAGUUCAGAAAAUCAUCUUUGAAGAGUGCAACUGUUUACAAAAUAUUCUAGAUAUGUCAAAAGUGUUUGGCUUUAUUAGUUACAUGAACCCUAAAUUAAUGUCUACAAUAUCAAGUGAUUUGAUGCCUGUGAUAAACAAUGAUGAAAAAACAAGCAAAUACAGAACUUUGACAUAUUAUGAUCCCAUGUACAUUGAUCCAUUACAAGACAUACAAGACAUGUGCAUUUCUUGUGCCAAAGAAAGCCAGGAAAACAAAGACCUCAAAUUGUGUUUACAAGAUUUCUUCAUUAAUGAAAAAUGUCAACAAGAAAACUACUUCAAACAAUUACAACAUCUAUGUCAACAAAAUAAAGAAAAUAUAAAAUCAAUAAUGAUAGAAAAUAAAGGUAUUUGUAGUGUACAAGAAAUAAUCAAUUUGUUUACAUUCUCUGACCUUCCACAUAUAGAGAAAUUAUACUAUAGAGGUGAAAUUGUAGAAGAGGAAAUAAUGAGCUUGUUAUUGAACCCUUUAAAAUGUUUAACUGUGAUAUCAAGUAAAUGGGAAAAUCAUAAAUUUGUAGGAAAACGUUGCCAGCUGUCUGCAGAGAUAAAUGGACGACUGGUAAAAUUACAACACCUGGAGUGUUUAUAUAUAAACUGUUUCACUAUGACCCACGAGGUAAUGGAGACAUUGUUAAAUUUCCUCACUAGUAAAAAAUCAAUGAAAGAAAUAACAUUGUACAAUUUAUACUGUAGUGAUCAUGAUACUUCAUGUAGGGGAUUCAACCUUGACCUGUCUCAACAUUCACAACUAAGAGGUUUAGGAUUGGCCCAGAUACCUGUGUCACAAUUAAACAUGGAUGUAUCGUUGUUAGAGGAAUGUCGUGUAGGUAAAUUAUAUAAACCUGGUGUUGUGUCAUCUUAUCUCAGUCAACUACCAGCAGCCAGUAAACUACAAACAUUUCAGUGUGGUGAUCUAGAAUCUUCCAGUGACAUAGAAACAAUGUUACAAACAUUAUCAUUGUUAUAUCAUGUGAAAGAUGUUAGGUUUGGUAAAAUCAAUCUAGGUGAAAGAUCAUUAACACUGUCACCUCAAAUUAUCAAUAUUGAACAUGUUGAGUUGUAUGAUAUAACAAUGUCUUGUUCAGUGUUAUAUGAUCUUAUUACUGUUAUAAACAAACUACCACAUACAGUGACAGUACAGAUGGCAGGUUGUGAUAUAAAACCAGAAACAGAAUUUAAAAACUUUAAAACAUUUAUAAAACAAUCAGACAAUUUUGUUGUCACCGGUGAUGGCACCUUGAAGUCUGGAAAGUACAUGUUUAGGUUUAAAACAACAACAAGUACUGAGUAACCUUAAAUGAACUUGGGAGAAACAAUUUAUAAAUAGAUUAUGAGACAAGUGACAGGUGAAAUAGACAUCAUUUUUUAUUUUUGGAAUAGACAGUUUGAUAAUCAAUACUAAGGAAUAUGAACAUAUGAAUGGAAAUUGAAGAUUGUCUUCCUGGGAAAUAACAUUGAUUGAUGUUGAUAAACAACAAAAAUCCGGGAGGAACAAGGAUCACAUUUACGGGAAACUUGGGUCGCUCAAGGUGUAAACAAUGGCUUCCAUUUUCCACUAAACAUAGAACAAAACGUAUCUUUAGUAACUCAAACGGAAGUAGGAUAAGAGCAACUACAGUAACGUUGUAUAUUUGUAUGAUAUUGGAAUCUUGAUUUAACAAAAUAGUGAAUCAUGUUCAGGAAUGACACUGAUCCUGCAGUGCUGUUGCAAUCCUGUCAGCAAUUUAUUACUUUUAACAUGUCUAUCAUUGAGGAACUAAAUAUGCAAAGAAUUCUAGUCAUAGUGAUAAUGCUUAGUGUUCGAACUUGUUUGAACCACAACUCUUCAGCAUAGAAUCUUAAUAUUAGACAUUCAUUGGCCAUAUAAAUCACGACCCAUAGCAUAAAAUCUAGUAACGCUAAAUGUGACCACAUGACUUUCUGGAAUUGUGUGAGCAGUUGAUAUCCAUUACCAUUACUUCCAUUAAAGUGACAUUAUGUCCAUCCAAGGGUAUAAAGUGAUUGAACAGGUGAAUAUUAAAAUAAGUUUUCUUUUUACCAUAACUCCUUUUAAUUUAAUAAUUUACUUCCCAUAAAUAAUAAAUAAUGCACAGAUCCAAAUAAAUUUCUUCAUAUAUCUAUUAGAAUUUACCUAUAACGCUCAGUUUAUAAAAAGUUUGGGGCAGUCUUUUUAUAUUUUAGGCAGAUUUAUAAUUUUAUCCUGAACGUUUUCCAAUAUCAACUCUUGGUCAAACACCAUUUUAACAAUCAAUCUUUUGAAAUAUAAAGUCAAAUCAGCUCAACUUGACUAUGAAAAUAUGAGCAUAAUGUCACUUUAAAUAAAACAUUAUUGCGUGAUGAUAUUCAUUACCAUUUUAGAUGGUAAUUUGCAUCUUUCAUACUCAGGGAAAACGAUAUCUUUGACAAUGAUUAUGUAAACAAAUUGUUGUUGUUGUGACUCAGUGACUUUGUUUGUUUGCUUCUUAGUACCAUGUUAAGUUUUUGCUUCGGUUUUUAUACAUUUAUGCAUAUUUUAUUACCUUAUAGGAACUGUAUAAAAUACAUUUUAGAUGGUAAUUUGAAUAUUAUAGACUUGAAAUUGCAUAUCAAUGUUUUUAAUUGUAUCAGAUGAUAUAGUUUAUGCAUGGACACAUUUUACCAUAUAUUAUAAUUUUGAGUCUUGUGAGUCUAUCAAAGCAAUGAUCAUAUAAAUAUUCUCAAAAUUUAAAGGCUACUAUAACUGCAUGCUAUAUAAGACAAUGAUUUUUGAAUAGGUUAGAUUGACUAACUAUAUGUUUAUAUGGGAAGUACAGAUAUGUUUUAUUUUAUCAAGCUGUGCCUCCAGGUUCAAGAAAAUCAAACUUGAGAAAAAAAUGUACCAAUGUUUAAUUUUUUUAAAUAAAUUCAAGUAGUGAUUUAUGUGUAAUGCACAAUUUAUGACUGAUUUUUAGUAUUUAUCACCUUAUUACUUAUAUGGCAUGUUCUGGUCUCCUUUUGGUAAAGUCUGUGGAUUUUAUGUGCCGCUUGCAAUGUGUUAAUUACUUUCUUUGUUCCCUACAAAAUAUUUUACUUUUAAAUAGAUUUUCAAAAUUUCAUGAAAAUAUGAAGGCAUGCUGCUUUAAGAGGCAUUAUUGUCUUUUGUAUAAUUUAAGAGUUUUUGCCCUUUGAAAUUUUUCAUUUACUUAACAUUGUCAGGAUCAUCACUCAAAAUGUAUUUGCGGUGUCAACUUUAGACUUCAUAUAUGGAUUAAAUCUUUUUUUU